Messenger RNA from Varanus komodoensis (Komodo dragon), 3180 nucleotides. It is a transcript of the gene FAM184B, whose product is annotated as family with sequence similarity 184 member B. The transcript is spliced from 18 exons. The record is from RefSeq and is a predicted model, not a curated record. Lineage: Eukaryota; Metazoa; Chordata; Lepidosauria; Squamata; Varanidae. The coding region runs from base 1 to 3150 and encodes 1049 amino acids.
AUGGCUUCUGGCAUCAACAAGAAGAUCCAUCAGCCUGCGACUUGCAAUGGGUCUUCCAAAACGAGCCAUCCCUGCAGCUCGUCGGACGACUGCGACCAGGAAAUGCAUAUGAAAAUGUGUAAGAAGAUCGCCCAGCUGACCAAGGUGAUAUACGCUUUGAACACUAAAAAUGAUGAGUAUGAGGCCAGUAUGCAAGCUCUCAAAGAGGCCCAUCAAGAAGAGAUUCAGCAUAUUCUUGCUGAGACACAGGAAACAGUCCUCCAGUAUCAGAACAAAGUAGAGGAAGCACAGGAGCUCCAGAACUACAUCCAGUUCCUUGAAGAAGCUUUGAAAAAACACAGGCAGAGAAAAGAGGAGGUGUCGUCAGAAGUGACCCCAUGCAAGAAACAGAUAGACGAGGAGGAACUUCAGAUAGAGGCCGAGCAAGCAGAUGACAAGCUUUUCCAGGAAAUGGCAUGCACAAAGCUAAGAGUUCAGGCUUCAAACAAGAUGUCAGAUGGCCUUGUAAACAAGCACGUGUUAUUUUCAGGAGACACACUGAAUAACAAAGGGAAGUUAACUGAAAUGUACAGCCUGGACAUUCAGGCUGUAAUUAGUGAGACUAUGAACCUCAAAUGGGAGAACCAGAAACUGGCAGAAGAAUUUGCCAAGAAAGCAAGCCAACUUGAAACCUCUCAUGAAAGAGAAAAAGAAAACUGGAGAAAGGCCAUGCAGCAAUCCGCCACUGAUUUGUGCAGGGAAUGGCAGCAAAGGGAAAUGGAGCAAAGGAAAAACUAUGAAGCCCAAGAAGCUGCAUCACGGGAGCAGAUAGGAAAACUGGAGGCUGACCUGGAGGCAAAAGGCCAGCAAAUAAAUGAACUGAAAAAGUAUUCUCAGAAGCUAAAGGACAAGUUGCAGGACCUGGAAACACAGCUCAAGGAAGCACAGCAGAUGGCUACGGAGUCUAAAAGUGUUAGGAAAACACUGGAAGAGGAAUGUAGAGUUACCAAAGAGAGACUUCUGUUGCGAGAAAAUGAAAUACUGCACAAAACAGAAGCAAUGGAGACUGUGCUGAAUCCCCACAGCAAAGCCAGGAGUGAAGUGGGUGCCCCGAAGACGCAGUUCGUGCCCCUGCCGCAGACACAGUCUACGCAGCAGAGCCAAGGCAACCGAGGCGGUGGAGGUUCUCAGCCCAGAGAAAGAGCAAGUCUGGAAGAAAAAUCUAUUAAGCAGCAGCACAAAGAAGGGAUGCACAAAAUCAAACAUGAAUCGGCUGAGGAGAACAUUCAUUUAAAAGAGCAGCUGGUAAAAGGGCUGGAAGACCUUGUAAAGAAGCACACUCUUGAAAUCAAAUCAGUCCAAGCCUCCAUGGAUGCUGAGAGAAAAAAACUGCAGAAGGAGGUUCAGAUACAGUUAGAAGAAUUAAAAAGGAAAUAUGAAAAUGAGAUAAGACAUCUACAGAAGGAGAAAGAAGCAAUCAGUGAAAAACUUCAAGAUUGUUCUCUAGAGGUCUUAAAGCUAGAGACAUUCAUCAGACAAAUCCAUGACAUCCCCAAAUAUGCAGAAUUUCUUAAAUCUAGAAAAACCUAUGAGAAGCAACAAGAGGCCCAAGAUGCAUUCAUACAGGAGAGGGACAUUUUCAAGCAGCAUAAAGAGGGAGCAAAAGGCAAAGAGCUGCUAACAACUGCACCUGGUACCAGAAAUGAAGAGAAAUUAAGGCUGGGCUCUGGAGGCGCCCCAACAGAAGAGGACGGGCAGACUCUUGCAAGUUUCCAGAAGGAGAAAAGCAAAGAAAUCCAGGCUUUGCAAGAGGAAUGGUACUACCAAAAGACAGAAUUGCAAGCUCAAGUCACAGAGCUGAAGCAGACUUUAGAACAGCAAGCAAACACUUUCAGAGAUGCCCUCAAAGAACAGGAUCUACAGUGCAGUAAAGAGAAAGAAAAGCUUUUGCAAGAUCUGCAGGAUACUGUUAAGCAAAGCCAAGAUAUGAAAGCACAGCUGGAGGCAUCUCACCAGAGAGCCAUAAAACUCCUGGAGAAAAGCAAAAAUCAAGAGCUGAAGGAGGCAGCGGAGUGCUGGAAGAAGGAAUACAAUGACAGGUUCAAGGUCCAGCAAGAGUCACACAGUUUAGAAAUGCAGGCCUUGGAACAGAAGGCAAGAAAGGAGUUACACAGUGAACUUGAAAGGAUACAGAAGCAACAGUCUUCGUUGAUUGAAUCUCUGCGAAUGGAGCUGUCUGUCUGUAUGACCCACCAUAAAGAAAAAGAGGAACUUAAGGUAGAAUUGAAGAACUUGAAGGCUAUAAAGAAGCAACAGGAAGGAAGUUACCAAAAUCAAAUAAAAUCUCUUAAAGAGGAACUGAAGGAAUAUCAGAGUGAAAUUUCUGGGCUCAAGCAGGAAAAUUCACUUCUGAAGGACAUGAUGAAUCUGCUGAGUGUGGAUGUGGAGCUACAGAAGGAGACAUCUGCACAGCUUCAGGAGAGGGAAAACCAACAGAAAAGGUCAUUGGAAGAAGACCUUAAAGAUAAACAUAAACAGGAACUGGACACUUUGAAACAAGAUCAUCGCAAGGAGAUUCAAGCUGUGAUGUCUGAUUUCAGCAGCUCCCAAGCCCUUCUUCAUGCAAAGAUUGCUUCCCUGGAAAAUGAACUUAAAGAAUUAGAAGAGAAGCCAAGAAAGAGGGAACCUAGGUUAGAAGACUUACAUCUUAUAGGCUGCCUGCAAGAUAAAUUAAAUGAAAAAGAAGCGAUGAUCAAAGAAUUAACGGAAGGAAGAAAACUUCAGCAUUCACUUAUACCCACUACGGAGUCCCGUCACAACCGGUCCUUUUCUUUUAAUACAAAUCCUACUACUUGUUUGACUCCUUUUGCAAAGCAGAAGAAGAAAAUGGAUGAAGCGCCAAGUCGUAUUGUCAGUGUUCCCAAUUUAGCCUCCUAUGCAAAAAGCUUUCUGAGCGGUGACUUGAGGCCCAAGAGAAAUCAACCUCAGAUCACAAAAUCUGCAAGUUUAGAUCAGAAUCCUGGCUGUGUCAGAGUAUGCUAUCCACCAGCACAAGUUUUGGAGACCAAAACAGCCUCAAGGCUUCAAAGCAAUGAAACAUCCAAACCCAAAGACACGCCAAAGUCGGGCCCUCAACAUCAAGAGUGGUUUACCAAAUAUUUCUCAUUCUGAAGUAAACCAUUUCCAUCAUGUCCAACAUCA